Molecule: messenger RNA, 912 nt
Organism: Kazachstania africana CBS 2517
Lineage: Eukaryota; Fungi; Ascomycota; Saccharomycetes; Saccharomycetales; Saccharomycetaceae
Gene: YRB2
Product: Yrb2p
Exons: 1
Coding region: 1-912 (303 amino acids)
Biological process (GO): protein import into nucleus
Cellular component (GO): nuclear pore; cytoplasm
Molecular function (GO): GTPase activator activity
Source: RefSeq, a predicted model, not a curated record
AUGUCAGACAGUGAAGAAUUAUUGAAGAAAAAGAUAGAAGAAAAAGAAGUAAAGAACAAAGAGGAAAAAUAUGAUGAAGAAGAAUCGACUAAGAAUGAAGAGUCGCUGAAAAGAACAAGAAGUAAUACGGAUGAACCUUCCAAAGAGGAAAAAACCGGUGAAGAAGACCAUUCUUCGAAAAAGGCCAAGACUGAAACAACUGAUAAAGAAGGUGAGAAGAAAGAAGAGGUAAAGGAGGAUGAGGGAAGAAAAGAAUCUAAACCAAAGUUUGUGUUUGGUGCGAAGACUUCAUUUGGAUCAGGUUUUAAUGUAACUAAAAAUGCUCCAACGGAUGAAAAGGAUGACUCCACUAUGUCUUCUUCAAAACCUUUUGCAUUCGGUAAGGGUUUUUCCUUUGGUAGUGGCUUUGGAGUAUUAAGUAAGAACGAAGCUGCCCCAACGAAGAAAGACAAUGACGAAACUAACGAAAAGGAUGAGAAGGAAAAAUCGUCAACUGUACCAAUAGAAUCUACUCCUUCAGUAAAACUACAUAGGCAGGACGUCAAAUCUGGUGAAGAACUGGACGAAUGUGUGUUUCUGGCAAACGCAAAACUAUACCAACUGUCAGACAUCAAAGAAGGCUGGAAAGAAAGAGGUGUAGGAACUUUAAAGAUCAAUAAAAACAAAAAUACAAAUAAGCAUCGUAUUUUGAUGAGAUCUCGUGGGAUCUUGAAAGUUAUACUAAAUCUACCUUUGAUUAAAGGUUUCUCUGUCCAGAAAGGUUUCCCAGGCUCUUUACAAAGUGAGAAAUUCGUAAGAAUAAUCGCAAUGGAUGAUCAUAAAACUCCUGUCACAUAUGCAUUGAAAACUGGCAAGGAGGAAACAAGAGAUGAAUUAUACGAUAACAUUACUAAAUCAAUCGGGGACGAAUAA